Molecule: messenger RNA, 1297 nt
Organism: Guyanagaster necrorhizus
Lineage: Eukaryota; Fungi; Basidiomycota; Agaricomycetes; Agaricales; Physalacriaceae
Exons: 5
Coding region: 4-1131 (375 amino acids)
Biological process (GO): protein phosphorylation
Molecular function (GO): ATP binding; protein kinase activity
Source: RefSeq, a predicted model, not a curated record
GAAAUGUUAUGGGUGCAUCACCAUUCCUUUCUGCUCGAAUCUGGCUUCCAGCUCCGUCCCAAAUUUCACCCAGACUGGAAGCCGACGUGGAAAUCGAAAAGCGAGAUGAUAUUUAGCGAAGAGAUUCUUGGGCAUAUGGUAUUAAAUCCUGACAUUAUUGACGCAACACGCAUUCAAGAUGGCAAGCUCGUUACUUUGAAGCGCAUCGUGAAGACAGAAUUUCCUUUCGAAGUCGAAUUGGGAACAUUCUUUUCUUCCUCUCCCUUGUCUGAUAACCCGAGGAACCACUGUGUUCCUGUCUAUGAGGUUCUUCAGUCUCCGUACGAUCCUGACGAUCAGAUGAUUGUUAUGCCGCGGCUGCGAGAAAUGAAGACACCUUCAUUUGACACUGUAGGUGAAUUCGUUGAGGCGUUUCGACAAAUAUUUGAGGGCGUUGAGUUUAUGCACGAAAACUUUGUGGCGCACAAAGAUAUCAAUAUAUUGAACGUGAUGGUCGAUGCGAGCAAGCUGUAUCCCAAAGGAUUUCAUCCCGUUUAUCAUUCUUUAAACAAUAACUACACUGGCUUUGCAACGCAUAUUACACGUACUCAGUGCUGGCCUCGCUAUCAUAUCAUUGAUUUCGGGUAUUCUUGUCGUUACGAUCCGAGCGAACUCCCAUUUGAUCAUAUCGUGGCCGCAGGCGACAGGUCAGCACCAGAAAUGGAGAGAAUCCGUGCCGACCCGUCCACUAGAUUGAAUCCCUUCCCUUUCGAUGUGUACUGUGUAGCAAACAUAAUGCGUAAAGAUUAUGGUAUAGAAUUUUGUCCGGCUCUGAAAUUUCUUCUUCCUCUUGUCGAAGAUAUGACUCAGGAUGAGCCUUCGUUGCGGCCAACGAUGAGCGAGGCUUCUGCGCGUUUCGUAAGACUGUGUAAUUCACUGUCUACAUCACAGCUGCGCGCCUUUCCGGGCAUCGAUGCUGCUGGGCUUGGUCACCGCUGUCGACGGCUGAAAUAUACUGUGACUGGCGUGGCUCCUUUGCCUGUGAAGAAGUUCUUGGAGCCUGACACUGACACUAAUUCACGAUUUCGAUCCUUCUAUACCCUCUCACCUGGACACGUUAGCGGGGUGACCGAGAUGUCUCCUUGCACUUAAUUAUACUGGUUGUACUUUGGCUUGCAAUUCAACAGGAUGCAGAUAGUUUCAAAUGCUAUAUAUUUAUUCCUUCUUAUGCGUCUAUUUUCCUGUCAGAACAGGCUACCGAGGCCACUUGAUUUAUACUAAUUUACCUGCGCUGUACAUUAAACUAUCGGAACAGAGG